AUGUCUCGUUGGGGCAGAGGCCGAAGCGGCAGCGUGGCCGUGCCGCUUGAUAGUGCCCUCUUCAGAGAAAAUAGUAAUUGUCCAAGUGCAGCCCGGUCCGCGGGAACAGUCGGGAAAUGGGGAAUCACCAGUUUUACAUCGAUUAGAAGCGCUCCUUACGCCUUUCAAAGCAACAGUAACAAGAAACCUGUUCAGGACCAAAAUAGUCCACUGACAGUGCCAGCAGUUGAAACUGAGGCACCUCCACCAAAACCCAAGAAGUUUUUUAAAUCUAGGAAUACUGAACCAUAUCCUCCAGUGCCACAAAUCACUUAUGCUCCGCCUGUGCUUCCAGCACCAUUAUCGCCUGAGCAUACCACAAAAGAAAAGAAAACUAAGAAAACUAGAUAUAACAGAGACUCUUCAUCUCCGGAAUUGCCUAGAAGGAACUCUGAAAAGUCUAGAGGUAAAAAGAAUUAUGUUGCGACUAAAGCAGCCAGAAAAGAAGAUUCCUCAGAACCAUCACAACCACCAAAUAAGCGUUACCUGGUUCGUAAUCGGGAUAAGGUGAUCAAUUAUGCAGAAGAUGGAAGUAAUAGCCCAAUACCAGAAUUUACUAGAUAUGAACCGUUGCAGCCAAAAGUGUCUACUCCUAAAGCCAGUCCCUUAACAGCAAGCCCUUUGCAAAAUACUAUUGCAAGUCCUUCAUCUACUAAACUGGAAGUAGUUAGUCCAUCAACAAGUAAAGAUAGCAAUGAGGAACGUAAACCACCUCCAAUAGUUCUACGCAUUUCAAAGGGAACCUCUCGAAUUGUUAGUACAGAUUCUAAUGAAGGUUUCACCUCACCGGGAUCAGAUAGACACUCUUCACUGGAUAAUCAUUCAGAUUUAGGCUUAGAUCAUAAAAAAAGCCCUUCUAUGGAAGCAAUUUGUUCGCCAAAACAUGAAGGAUUAAAAAUAACUAUAAAAUGUUCAAGUUAUAGUCAAGAAGCUAAAAAAGAAAAGAAGAAAGAUAAAAAAGAUGGACACAAAUCUCAUAAAAAACAUCACAAAGCAUCAUCUGAUGAUGAACCACUUAAAAAACCUAGUUCUCCACAGCCUGGCUCAGAAAACUAUGAACUGUAUAAUAUGCUAGCAUCACCAGUACAUACACCUUUACCAGACAAAAAUCCCAACAAGAUUAAACAGAUAGAUAUUAUAGAAACACAAUUGGCUAAACUAGACUCAACACCAGAUGAUGUUAAUGAUAUGAAUGAAGAACCGCCAGACCCAAAGCCACCUGAAGCAGCAUCAGGGAGGUCUAGAAGAAAUAGACCUAAUAUAAAUUACAAUGAAACAGAUGAUGAUGCUUAUAACAUAGCAGCUGGUCUGUCUAAACAAACCACAAAGACUGUUAGUGACAUUAAAAAAGAAACAAGGAAAACACGAAGAAAGCAUGAGACACUAGCAGAUAAUCCUAUAGGAAAUGAAAUACCCGACAUUCACACAGAAACUGAUGUACACAAAGGGACAGAACCACCAAUUGAACAUGAUGAUUUAAUUAAUAUAUUGUCUGGCAAUGAAAAGAGUGAAACUAUACUGAAGCUGAAAUUAAAUAAAAAACAAAAAAGCAAGCAAAAGCAAUCUAGUCCGGUAUCAAAAGUAAUAUCUGAUGAUGUAAAUAGCCAAUUAAGUGUAGCAAUUAAUGAGCAACUAAUGGAGCAAGAAAAGUUAAUAGAUAUACAACAGGAAGUAAAUGAAGCUCAAAUCCAAACACAAACUCAAUCAUCUGACUCUGCAUAUAACAGUUGUCAAAAUGAGCUCUCAGAAGAAGAAUCACAAAAACAAUGCCAAGAUGUGUUCAAAUCUCCACACUCAGAAGAACAUAAUGACGACAAACCAAGUGUUAAAUUAGUUAUUACAAAGAAAAAGGGCUCCAUAUUUAAAAGCAAAUCUCUGGGAAAUGAUGAUCCAUCACCUCUGCCAGCCAGAAAAAGGAGGCAUUUGUAUAAACAUGAAUGGGCCAAUGAUAAAGGAAAUGAAACUCCAAGGCCAGAUAGGCCAGAGACAACAGAAGCACAGAAUCCAGCUGCCCAAGUAUCGGAGGAGCUUACUCGAGUUACAAGAUAUAGAGCGGCCGAUCCGAUCCUUGAUGAUCCCAUGUCAAGUGAAACUGUGAAACCUUACUCUAGUGUGAAAUGUGCAAAGGAGGCUAAACAGUACUACACUGUUGUAAGAAAUGUAAAGAAAGCCCAUCAAAUUCAAGAGAUUGGCGAAUUUCAAGAGUUCAAUGAUGAUGUGGAAUUUCUUCUUGAUGCCUUACAGGACAACAACCCAAUGUCAACCCGUUGUCUGUCAGUGAUCACGUUAGCCAGUAAAUGCACUGCGCCGGCGUUCCGUAUGCAUUUGCGGGCGCACGGCACUGUGCAGAAAUUCUUCAGUGCUUUACAUGACGCCACCAAUGAUCCUAGUUUGGCACUAUGUACAGCCACGGUGAUGUUUGUACUCUCGCAAGAUCGUCUCAAUAUGGAUUUGGAUCGGGAGUCUCUGGAACUCAUGUUGAAUCUAUUGGAGUCUGAUGCUUCUCACAAAAAUGCCUUAGACGAUUGCGGGUUGACUUCGUCGCAGCUCGCUAAGACCCAAGAAAGGGUGAGAGAAUUGUGCGCUGAAAUCAAAAAUCAAGGAAAGGCGAAACAUUUAGAUCUGGAUAAUAUCACGGUGGGUCAUCUAGCAAUGGAAACACUACUGUCCCUAACAUCAAAGCGAGCUGGAGAGUGGUUCAAGGAGGAACUCCGGAACCUUGGAGGUGUGGACCACAUUGUCCGAACAAUACAGGAUUGCGUUGAACGCUUGCAAGUGCCUGCUGCCUCCUGGACUGGAUCACAUUUAGAUAUAUUGGGCAAAGCUGAUCGGUGUAUGCGGGUGCUUGAGAAUGUGACCCAAAUGAAUGAAGCGAACCAGCAGCAUCUUACAUCGGGCAAUUUAGGUGCGGCAAGCACUUUGGCAACUCUGUUAAGGCGAUGCGUGAGCGAAGCUCGGGAACACGUGCGUCUGCGCACGGCAUUGCUAGAUGCAGCAUUACCAGCUGUUAAAGUGUUGGUUAAUUUGUCGCAUUCGUUUGGUGGAAAUUCAUCAUCAUUGGGUGCCUCAGUAAUUGGUGAACAACCGUCGGUGAUGGAGAUGUGCCUCACCAUGUUAAAUAAUCAGGACAAUUUUAUACCAGACACCAGUAACUUUGAUUUUUCCGUCUGUGUUUUAAUGUUACUAAUAAAUCUAGUACAAAACAACGAAAUUAACACGCAACGGCUGCUAAGUUUAAGGAUACGAGUGAAUCGGGAAAAUGAUGUCAUUUCACGGAGUGUUUCAGCUUUAGACCUUAUUCUGGAUUUGUUCCACAAGAGGGUCGAUCUCGCCAGGCGAGCUGAAGAGAAUACAGAUGCGCUGUUGGACGGCGAAAAGGAUGAGAGUCAUAACAAGAAACAACCGGACGACAUUGACGAAACUGUCGCUAAAUUGUUAGCUCGUGCGGGCUCCCAUAUGGAGCACACGAUGGUGGGGGCAUAUAUGGCCUUGGCAGUGGGUCAGAUGGCGGCUGCUGCGCCUGCGCACGCGGCUGCAGUACGGGCACGUUUGCCUUCGUACGCGCCCCUACUGCCGACGCUGAGGAAGUACUUCGCGUUUCUCUCUCUUACUGCCAGUGCUGAAGCGGCCAUAGUAGCGCACGUGAAAUCGACGCAGCGGAUAAUUCAGUUCAUGGAGGAAAGCGACAAGGAAGAUUCGCCCCCGGAGCCGCCGCCCCCGGCCGCGCCUUACACCAGUGCCUACCCGACUAACUACUACCAGACUUCGCCCUCGGACGUACCUCAAGAUAUGUCCCUUAGUAAUCUUAAUUAUAGUAUGAACUACAGUAGUUCGAGUUCUGAUCGGAUGUCGUCAUCUAUGGAAGUCGAUAGCUACCAUUGA
Molecule: messenger RNA, 3921 nt
Organism: Pieris macdunnoughi
Lineage: Eukaryota; Metazoa; Arthropoda; Insecta; Lepidoptera; Pieridae
Source: the annotation of a GenBank genome assembly